This is a messenger RNA of Exophiala spinifera, 1242 nucleotides long. RefSeq lists its product as uncharacterized. The coding region runs from base 1 to 1242 and encodes 413 amino acids. The record is from RefSeq and is a predicted model, not a curated record. Gene Ontology annotation, molecular function: catalytic activity. The transcript has a single exon. Lineage: Eukaryota; Fungi; Ascomycota; Eurotiomycetes; Chaetothyriales; Herpotrichiellaceae.
AUGCCUCAACGCCUCGUGAUCGGUCUCUCGCAAUCCCACACUCUCUCCUCGGUGCCUCAAACGCUCGCGGCCCUUCGCGAUACCACCAAACGUGCCGCCGACAAGGGCAUCUCGAUUCUCCUGUUUCCAGAGGCCUACCUGGGCGGGUACCCGCGGACGUGCAGCUUCGGGGCAGCCGUCGGCUCCCGCACCGACCUCGGCCGCGACCAAUACCUAGCCUACACCAAGUCGGCGGUCGACCUGGGCGACACGCCCUCGGGUGCCGGCGACGCAUGGCUCGAGAACAAGCUUCCCGUGAACCAGGAAACCGGGCGGCGCGGCGACGGCACGCGCGAGGCCCUCGAAGAAAUCGCACGUGAGACGGGCGUGUUCGUCGUCACGGGCGUCGUCGAGAAGGCCGGCGGCAGCCUGUACUGCUCGGCAGUCUACGUCGACCCGCGGCGCGGCGUGGUCGGGAAGAGGCGCAAGGUCAUGCCGACGGGCUCGGAGCGGCUGGUGUGGGCGCAGGGGUCGGCGUCGACGCUGAAGGCCGUCGUGGCCACCAUCAAGGGCGUCCGCGUCGUCAUGGGCUGCGCCAUAUGCUGGGAGAACUACAUGCCUCUGCUGCGGCACAGCAUCUACAGCCAGGGCGUGAACCUGUGGCUGGCGCCCACCGCCGACGCCCGGGACACCUGGGAGCCUCUCGUGCGCACGAUAGCGAGCGAGGGCCGCUGCUUCGUGCUCACCGCGAACCAGUGCAUCAGGAAGAAGAACCUGCCCAGCUGGGUCACGGGUUCGACGACGACGACGAGAGACGAUGCAGGCGGCGUGAGGGUCCACGAGACUCUCGCCAACGGCAUCCCCGUCGGUACCUUCAAGGGUGGUCUUCGAAGGCUGUCCAUGACGAGGACCGAAGAAAACCACGAGAUUGCCUGGAAGUGUGACAACGAGACGAUCGACGAGACAAACCCGCUUGAAAACGGCGUCGCCGCCACGACGACGACGCAGAAACAAAACUCCCCACAACAAGAAGGAGGAGACGGCGACGAGUUCGUGUCGACUGGAGGUUCGUGUAUAGUCAGUCCAAUGGGCCAGACCAUCGCCGGCCCUGUGUGGGAACGAGAGAGCGAACUCUUGUACGCCGAAGUCGACUUUGAGGAUUGCGAUCGCGGACAUCUCGAUUUCGACGCUGCAGGGCAUUAUUCACGCCCUGAUGCUUUCAAGUUGACGGUCGAGGGUUUAGAUCUAACACCGCCGCCGUAG